CUCUUAAAUCCCCUGAAUCCGACGCAAGCCGAUGGAAGGGCUUGUCGUCGCCGAGUUCGUCAUGGGAGACCGAGAGGAGGAAGUGCCAAGGGUAGCGGAGGAGCUAUCGGAAGAUGAGGAGGACUCGUGGUCCUCCGAGUCGGAGGUGGGAGAGGCUUUGGACUGGCUGGACCUGAGGGAUGGACCCGACGGCGAAGGCGCGUCGGCCUCCUUCUCGCUCGCGUCCUCGCAUCGCCCCAACGCCCACGGCGGCCUCCUCUCCCGGCCCCUCCAACCCCUUUCAAACCGCAACCAGAAAUACUCCACCCACAUCCGGGCUAAUCCUUUAGAGGAAUGGGAAGGAAGAACGGACGUGGGCAUGUCAAACUCGGUGACGACUGCAAUCAGGGACAGUGUUCGAGAUAUGGCGAUAGGUAGAACAAGGAAUACAGAGAAAGCUGACAGGGCUACUGUUGAGCAGGCCAUUGACCCUAGAACUCGCAUGGUGUUGUUCAAGAUGCUGAACCGUGGAGUCUUCCAUGAUAUUAAUGGUUGCAUAUCUACUGGAAAAGAGGCAAAUGUUUAUCAUGCAACAAAAGCUGAUGGUCAGGAACUGGCAGUGAAGGUGUACAAGACAUCUGUUCUUGUUUUUAAAGAUAGGGACCGAUAUGUACAAGGGGACUACCGUUUCAGAAAUGGUUACUGCAAGAACAACCCUAGGAAAAUGGUAAAAACUUGGGCAGAAAAAGAAAUGAGAAACCUCAUGCGAGUAAAAGCUGCAGGAAUUCGAUGCCCGACACCAUUGCUCUUGAGGCUUCAUGUUCUGGUCAUGGAAUUCAUAGGAAAAGCAGGCUGGGCUGCACCUCGCCUUAAGGAUGCUGCAUUGUCUGAAGAUAAGUUGCACGAAUGCUAUGUGGAGAUUAUUACAACAAUGCGAACAUUGUACCAGAAGUGUAAAUUGGUACAUGGAGACUUAAGUGAAUACAACAUACUUUAUUUUGAGGGUCACUUGUACAUAAUUGAUGUUUCCCAAUCAGUAGACCUUGAUCACCCCUGUGCUCUGGAAUUCCUGAAAGAAGAUUGUGUUCAUGUUUCAGAUUUUUUCAGAAAAAAUGGAGUGUCCGUAAUGUCUGUCAAGGAAUUACUUGACUUUGUCAUUGAUGCAUCUAUUGCUGAUGAAGAUGUGGAUGAUUAUCUAGAAAAGAUUCAGCAAAUGGUUUUAGAAAGAGGAGAGACAGUUAACCGAGAUGAAAUUGCACCUACUGUGUUUGUGCAGACCGUUGACUAUGUUAAAAAGUGUGAGGAGGAUCUAGUUCAGAUGGCCAUGCUCCAACGGCCGUCGUUGGCAUAUCAGCUGAAAGCAGAAGAGAUUUAUGAUCAACCUUUGCUAGGAUUUGUACAUACUAGAAAUGAAUGUAACCAACAACAUCAACAAAUCUCAGAUAGAGCAAAUGGUCCCUCAAAUUUGUUAGAGGAUAAGCAGACAGAACGACCUAUGCAAGGCACUGUUGAAGUUGGAACCGAAGAUGAAUCGACGUCUGAAGAAGAUACCGAUGGGGAUGGUUCGUCGUUUGAGAGCGAGCACGAGAUGGGCCCGGAGGAGAAAAGAGCUGCUCGGAAAGAACACAAGAAGAAAGUUAAAGAAGAGAAGAGAGAACAAAGGAAGAAUAAAAAGUUCUCCAAGGCUGAGAAGAAGCGGCGAAAGAAAUUGGCUAAAGCCAAGUGUCGAAGGUAACUUCUAAAGACAAGUAUAACACCAUGCUGCGAUCAUUCCUCCAUGUUUUUUUGGUAAGAGUUUGUGUUCCAUGUGGUGUUAUGCUGA
Messenger RNA from Musa acuminata subsp. malaccensis (wild Malaysian banana), 1801 nucleotides. RefSeq lists its product as uncharacterized. Gene Ontology annotation, molecular function: protein serine/threonine kinase activity; ATP binding. Gene Ontology annotation, biological process: protein phosphorylation. The record is from RefSeq and is a predicted model, not a curated record. NCBI's taxonomy places the organism in Eukaryota, Viridiplantae, Streptophyta, Magnoliopsida, Zingiberales, Musaceae.